AUGGCAGAAGAACACUUGCCAGAGCAAGUUGCAGAGGACCCGGCCUCCGAUGUGCCAGAGACCAUGGGGUGCAUACAUUCAACAGAGUCCAUGUCGGCGGUUGAUGGGCCCGGACUGCGGUUCAUGGUCUUCCUGCAGGGCUGCAUCGCCAGAUGCCAAUUCUGCUCAAACCCGGACACAUGGGAGUUUCAUGCUGGCGAGCACGUCUCCUCCAAGAAAAUCGCGUCCAGGAUGGCGCGCAGCCUGGCCUACAUGCGCGCCUCCGGCGGCGGCCUGACCUGCUCGGGGGGCGAGCCCCUCAUGCAGCCCCACUUCGUGGAGGCCCUCUUCCGCGAGGCGCAUGCCCUGGGCCUCAACACCGUGCUCGACACCAACGGCCAGGGCUGCCCGGGCGCCCACUGGGACUGCGUGCUGCCGCACACCGACCUGGCGCUGGUGUGUGUGAAGCACCUGGACCCGGACAGGUACAGGGAGCUAGUGGGGGGGACGGCCCAGCCGGCCAGCGUGCUGCACUUCAUCGAGGAGCUCAACCGUCGGAACGUGCCGUUCUGGAUACGCUACGUGCUGAUUCCCG
This is a messenger RNA of Ostreobium quekettii, 574 nucleotides long. The record is from the annotation of a GenBank genome assembly. NCBI's taxonomy places the organism in Eukaryota, Viridiplantae, Chlorophyta, Ulvophyceae, Bryopsidales, Ostreobiaceae.